AUGAAAGAGUCUGAGGUGAUUGGGAAGAUCGAGGGGGUUUUUGGAAUUGAGGAUCCAGCCAUUCUUCCAGAGCGAGUGAAGAGUGUAAUCAAAGAAAUCCUGGAGGGAGGAGUGUUUCCUGUGGAGCAUCCCUUCUAUGUAGACUUCAUAAACCUUAGCUUUGAUGUUCUCUAUCCUGGGGCUCAAGAGCCUUCUGAGCUACUAAGAAGAUCGGGAUUUACUCAAGACCAACUUGAAAAAACAGGCCUCAAGAGGUUGUUUAGCGUGGCCUGUGCCGAGAGUCUGAAGGAUGAUAAGAAUCAAUCGGAGCUGGGAGAGGACUUGAAGCCAAAGAGAAGAAAGAAAGUCUCGUGGGGAGCAAAUCUGGUUCAGAUCAAGGAAAUAGAAAAGACGGUGAUGGAGACAGAUGGGAGUUACCCGACUUCGAGUUCCAGAAAUGGAGGAAGUGGCUUGGAAAGAAAUACCUUCAAGUGGAUCAUUCCUGAGAAGCUUGAUCAUGGAUACAGUGAGAUUAAGUCACCAGGACGCCUGGAACAGGAAAGGAGAGAGGCCAAUUCGAUAAGAAUGAGCAACACAGAAGAGCACAGAAGGUUUUCUCCCACGCAGUGCACAGAUGUGGGAGAAGACAACGAAACAAUAACGGUCCCUGUAAUAAACUUUGCAAAAAACAAAAUGCCUAACUUCGACUUUCGCAAAAUAGUCGAGGAUAGAUUCAGUAACAUGGCAAGGAUCCAUGAAAUUCUGGAAGAUCCAAGUGUUGUGGAUAUCCUUCUUGGAAAGGAGGAGUAG
Molecule: messenger RNA, 789 nt
Organism: Encephalitozoon intestinalis ATCC 50506
Lineage: Eukaryota; Fungi; Microsporidia; Unikaryonidae
Product: putative bis (5'-nucleosyl) tetraphosphatase
Exons: 1
Coding region: 1-789 (262 amino acids)
Source: RefSeq, a predicted model, not a curated record